UGGCCGUUUGCGGAGGAGUCGGGAGGCAAGAAACCGAAUGCCCAGGUGACUGCUGAGGUAUAUGCUUUAAUAAUACGUGGACUGCAAUGUCUAAGACUUCAUCACUAUACACAAAAGGACCAGAAGAUCACUUUUCUUCGUCAAGAACAGUUCUUAUUAUUCUUCUGACACAAAAUGCCCAGAAGAUCAUAUUUGGUGUCGCCCACUGACAAUAGACCAUUCCACAUGAAUAGCUACGAAAGAGGUGCCAUGACAUGACAUUCCGCCUCCGCAUGUUCUCUUUGAAAAUGGGCCUCCACUUGCUUUCUUCAAAAAUACAGCAACUCGAUGAGGCGAUCCAGCAGCUGAAGAAAUGGGGCCCCCGUGUCGAGACUGAGACCUCCAACUUGCAACAAAUGAGGAAGGAUAGGCUGGACCCAUCUCACACGGAUGAUCUUGAGUUACGAUCUGAAUACCUCUUAGACUGUGAAGAUGACAGUGAUGCAUACGUAUAAUCUGGUGCUCGUCUCAUUAGUUCAAAGAGGGUGCCAUCCGUAUACGGUAGAGCGCCAUGUCUCUAAGGUCUAGGAUAUAGUAUACUUUUAUAUACAAGACGCCGGCCAUGUCGUUAGGCCGGAGGAACAAGCGCCAAGCCCUCAGGCACAAAACGGCAAGAGACUGCACCUCUGGGAAGUUAUCGGCCUAACAAAUACAUCGGGAAAGGCGUGGGCGCGCUUGUGUGUGUGUGUGUGGCUCAGUGUGUGGGUGUAGCUUUGUGCGUUUGUGUGUGGCUGGGGCUGGGGCUGUGUGUGUGUGUGUCCUGUGGCGGGGACUGUGCCGUGGCUGUGGCUGGCCUUUAGAAAAAAAAGCGGGCCUUUGGAGAAAAAUUUGGCCGGGGAAAAAAAGUUGGCCUUUAGAAAAUACAACGGCCCGGGAAAAAAAAAGAAAAACGGGUUUGGUAAAAAAACUGGCUUUGAAAAAUCAAGUCGAAAAACCCAAGUCUAGGUUGUUAUUUUAUCUCGGAAGAUGAUGGGACAUCUUCGCAGCAGUGUUGGGGAAAGCACCUCCGGAUUGUAAAGAUGGAGCAUCUUCUUCAAUAAGUCUUGUCUCUCAGUGCUCAUGGGUUAUUUCAUUCACCUACACCCAGGACUAAGGUCGUGUAAAUCAGUCUUCUACGCUCUUCGGAUAAAAUUGCUACUCACCUACAUCUUAGGAAUGGGAGGGUGGGUCAAGUUUGCUCUCCAACAUCUUGACUAUGAAUAUGAAAUAUACAGUAGUACUUUGAUUGAUCGCAAACUAGCAUAGAACAGCUUCCUAUUACUAUUUCUCUUGCUAGAACUUGCUAUUGCCAUAGUGUACGCCGUGAAGAGUUCUAAUAAAGCUGCUGUCGAGCUAUACCAGUUGGAUAUUGGA
Messenger RNA from Amoebophrya sp. A25, 1392 nucleotides. NCBI's taxonomy places the organism in Eukaryota, Dinophyceae, Syndiniales, Amoebophryaceae. The record is from the annotation of a GenBank genome assembly.